Molecule: messenger RNA, 1107 nt
Organism: Symbiodinium natans
Lineage: Eukaryota; Dinophyceae; Suessiales; Symbiodiniaceae
Source: the annotation of a GenBank genome assembly
AUGAUGGCUCCAAACGGUAUCGAAGCCAUUGACAACAACUUGCAGUAUUUGCUUACGGUAGCAGAGCUUACUUUCGGUAGUAUCCAAUCGGUUACAAACCACCUUUUGACCACUGCGGCAGGAUUUCUGAAACUCAUUUUCAUUACGGAGCAAGACUCCCGCUCCUUCUACCGUGCAUUCCGCAACGGCAAGCGAUAUUUCAGGCCCGAUGAUGGUGGCCGUGACUCCCACAUGAAAAUAGAGCGUGACAUGUCACUCCGCGAGCGUUUGGAGCGACAGCCCUUGAUGGCCAUCACUAAGUGUUUGACCGAACUACCCCCCAAUGGCGAAGCCACUCCUAUUUAUCAAGAGUAUUUGCGCCCGGAUUGGAACUCCCUUCAGCUAUGGUCCCCUGAGGACCCCCAGGCGGGAUUUCAGGGCAUCCUCCUUGCGCAAGUCAUUUUUGUUGGCGAGGUCUGCAAGUUUUUUGUUCUCCCCAACCAUAAGACUCACAUUCUCGAGAACUUUGGUCAGGUUUUUAAACAGCGCAUGGUUGACACUCUAAAGUAUCAGCAGGCUUACAAUAGUGCAGCACAGUUUUCAACCACGAACUUGCGUUAUGACUACAGACAGCUCCAAGACCUUAGCAACUUCUCUGGUGAAGAAGCCGUUCGACUUUUCCCCUAUGAUAUCUACCCGGAGGAACUCACCCCUGAACUUCAGACCCAGCUCUCCCGCGACCCUGGCUCCCUCCUUCGGGGUAUGGGUGGACUCCCCUCGAUAGUGCAACAGGCUUUGGAAGAUGCUAGCAUCGAUCCUCUCCAAUACGGUAAAGGCCUAGAGCCCAGGAAUAAAGGAAAAGGUAAAGGCAAGUCUAAGUACAAAGAUCGAGAUAGGGACGCCUCCCCUCGACAGGGCAAAGGUGGUCGCUCCAAUUGGUGGAAUGAGCAGGCAACCGACAAGACUCGCGACCUCAGCGCAGCUUGGACAAUGUUCUCGCCAUUUUAUCAGUGUUUGAAGAUGAGCCUCAAGUCUUUGAUGAAGCCCUCCAAGGCAUCCUUACAGGUUGCAAUGUUCAGCACUUCAGUUGGCUACUUUCACUUUCGUUACCAGCUUUACUUCCGUUAG